AUGGAGUUUCCUUCGUCCCUGACCAGUACUGAGCGGGCUUUCAUCCAUCGGACGGCUCAGUCCCUGGGAUAUAUCUCCAGGAGCAAAGGGAAAGGACCAAAUCGCUUCCUCACCCUGAAGAAAAAGAGCUGCACGGACAAACCUCGGCCCUCCAUGCCCCUCCCACUCUCCCAAAAUUCGAUAUAUUCCAUCCGAAGCCUCCUGCAGAGGUUCCCAGUCAGCAAUAAGGAGCGCAUCGACAUGCAGCCCAACACCAGGAACGGCAUGUCUGUGUCUUCAGAAUCUGAGGGCGGCUGUGACAGGGCGAGCGGACGUCUGAACAACGGGAUUCCCACGGUGCCGAAGAGAAGGAGCCCGUCAGAUCUGGACACUUUUCGGCAAUCUCUUCCUGUCCACGAGCGCCAGGAGGAGAUCAUCCACGUGAUCAGAGAAAGCCGCGUGUUGCUGGUGGUGGGAGAGACCGGCUCGGGAAAAACUACACAG
Messenger RNA from Notothenia coriiceps (black rockcod), 483 nucleotides. RefSeq names its product probable ATP-dependent RNA helicase YTHDC2. The record is from RefSeq and is a predicted model, not a curated record. NCBI's taxonomy places the organism in Eukaryota, Metazoa, Chordata, Actinopteri, Perciformes, Nototheniidae. The annotation marks the transcript as partial. The transcript has 3 exons. Gene Ontology annotation, molecular function: nucleic acid binding.